Molecule: messenger RNA, 1826 nt
Organism: Drosophila persimilis
Lineage: Eukaryota; Metazoa; Arthropoda; Insecta; Diptera; Drosophilidae
Product: BTB/POZ domain-containing protein 9
Exons: 2
Coding region: 277-1464 (395 amino acids)
Biological process (GO): adult locomotory behavior; modulation of chemical synaptic transmission; circadian behavior
Molecular function (GO): protein binding
Source: RefSeq, a predicted model, not a curated record
AAGCAGUUCGGAGUGUUCAGGCAGACAGUAUAACCACAAAUAGUAUAAGUGUGCGCCCAGUUUGUUAAAACCCCGCGAGGUACACGUGAAUACACCGGAAACACCCACCCACAACCCGACACCGUCCAAUAGAUUAGAAACACAGUACACAGCAGAGGUAAGGCCUGCGAAGCGUUUGACCAGAAAUUGCGCUUAAAAAACAAGUUGCUGAAGAAAAAGAAAAAGAGUAAGUCUAUUGAAUAUACGGCUCGCACACAGAUCAAUCCAGUGACGAAAAUGGACAGCCAGGAAAGCCGCGCAACCUCUUCGUCCGCCGCUAAGAGACGCCACAGCUCCAAGCCAAAGCCGGUGCACGUCUUCGGCGACCAAGUCUUGAAGGACUUGGGCAGUCUCUGCAUGAACGAGCUCUACUCGGAUGUGUCGUUCUUUGUGGAGGAGCAUUGCCUGCCGGCGCACCGUCUGAUACUAGCAACGCGCAGCGAGUACUUCCGCGCCCUGCUCUUCGGUGGCAUGUUCGAGUCAACGGAACAAAAGGUGCGACUGGAGGCGCCGCUGGAUGCAUUCAAGGUAAUCCUCGGCUAUCUUUACUCGGGCACUCUUGCUGUAUCCGCACUGGACGUGGAUGCAACCUCCAAAGUGCUUGGUUUGGCAAGUUUGUAUAUCUUGCCAGAAGUCGAAUUGGCCCUAGCCAAACAUCUGCAGAAUAAUCUGUCCAUCAGCAACACGUGCAUGAUCCUGGAUACAGCUCGUAAAUUCAAUCUUGCAGAGCUGACCAUGAAAUGCCUCAAGUUCAUGGACAAAAAUGCACCCCAAGUUCUGAAACACCAGUCCUUCCAAAUGUUGUCCAAGGAAUCACUGGAAGAAGUCCUGCGACGGGACACAUUGAUUGAACACGAAAUCAAUGUCUUUCAAUCCGUACUCAAAUGGAGUCGCCACAAUCAGGGCGUGGACAUUAAAUCGGUGCUCUCGCUUGUACGUCUCUCUCUCAUUAGUGUCGAAGACCUGGUGCGUGUGGUGCGUCCCUCUGGGAUCGUCGAGUCCUUAAAAAUACUCGACGCCAUCGAGAAACCGAUAAUCACGUCGAAAUUGCCCUAUCGUGCCCACGUGUCUCCAGGAGUGGAUGUGGCCUUCCAUUUAGGGAGCGGUUUUGGUGUCAACCAAAAUGAGAUCGUUAUUAAGCUGAGCUUCUGGUGCAUAAUCAAUAACAUCUCUAUCGUAGGUAUUCAAAAUACACUAUAUAAACUAUAUACUAAAAACACGUCCAACUGCACCGUGGAGGUCUCUUGCGACAUGAUCCACUGGGAAGACGGGGGAAAUGUAGCAUUAUCCGCACCCACGCAGCAGGAUAUCCGCUUCGCCCGCAGGCCUGUUCGCUUCAUUCGGAUCGUCCAUCCAGAGAGUGGACGAAAGGAUAUUUUAAAUGAUGUGCUGCUCAAAGCCAUUCUAAAUAACACCAUUCCCUAGACGCAUAAUCAUAGAAAAUUGCCAUAUCUGCAAGAUUGCCGUAUCUGGAUCAAAUCUGAUUAUUUUUAUAGCCAGAAUGAACAAAUCAAUUCAGGCUCUUCCUCAUUUCCUGUCUGUCACACUCUUCCUGGUGCAGUGUGCGCCCCCUGGCGGAGGGGAGACGUACUGACCGAGUAUCGGGAAAUAAAUGUAGAGUCGCGGCUGUAGCAGCGACUCAACGUUCCUGCUCGUUUUUUUUUUUACAAUUUCAUCUUUUCGGCGGCAACGGCUAUAUAAACACCCAUGAAAAUUCAGAAACUUGAGGAAUAUGUUUAUCUUCUUUCAGAGACAAGAAUAUAUUUCGGGAUCAAAAUAUAUAUAGA